Messenger RNA from Geodia barretti, 232 nucleotides. The record is from the annotation of a GenBank genome assembly. Lineage: Eukaryota; Metazoa; Porifera; Demospongiae; Tetractinellida; Geodiidae.
GACGACCUCCACAGCUAUUGGAUAGAAGCGCAGGGAAUGGUGAAAAAACGAGAUCUAGACCGGAUAUAAGGACCAAAGACUGAUGAAAAGAUGGAUAUCCGGAAGGGAACUCAUCCAAAUAGCUUGGGAGUUGGUGGGCAUGGCAUCCUCGCAUGCGCUUCAGUUUGGUCUUCACACGACACCAAUAACUCUCCACAUGUUGAGUAUGGACGCCUGUCACCGGCUCUACGAA